Molecule: messenger RNA, 375 nt
Organism: Cylindrotheca closterium
Lineage: Eukaryota; Bacillariophyta; Bacillariophyceae; Bacillariales; Bacillariaceae
Source: the annotation of a GenBank genome assembly
AUGAUGAGAUCAGACUCCGAUCUAGACGAAGUGGAAAGUAUCCAAGAGCCAGCCAUGACCGAAAACGAGAAGAGUAGCAACGAUGAAAUAGAAGAAGCUGAGCCAACAGGAGAUGAUUCGAUAAGCAAGGCAUCCAAGAAAGAAUGGAGAAAGCUCUGGCGCUCUCAGAAAGCCUACUGGCGAGAACGUGAAAGCGAGGCCAACCACAAAUAUGAUGAGCGGGAUGAAGCGCCUUCUGGCGGCGAUGAGGAGGGAAAUGAAGGACACUCCAGUUUGAACGACGACGGACAAAACGACGAGCAUGCAUCGAAGGACCAACUGCUCUCUGUCUUCCAUUAUCCGUUCUACUUUGGGUUCCAGAUCAUCAAUGGAUAG